GGUUGAUAAUGCGGUGGUUUGGCCCAGAAGGGUUGUUGCAAUGCCUCUUGAUGGGCCACUAGAUACGCUGAACACAGAAUAGCGUGACGGACGUGAUAAAUCAGCUUUUUUCAGCUAUUUCUACUUACGUUUAAUCCAUGAAUGUUCUGCGCUGUCGUGUAGAUAUUUCUUCAGCAAAUAUAGGAGACAGGAAAAACAAGCAAAACCACAACAAGUGCAACUGCCCCCUCAUAUUUCGAAAGUCUCUCCCAGCCUGACAUCGCUUUCCCCGGAUUUACAAAGCAGUGGCUGAACCGUGUGAGAGCCUCCUCCUCCUCUGUAGUCACCGCCGACUGUCACUGCAGGACUUAGUGGGGAAACUGGUGCUUUCUUCUGCAUCGUGAGCUGUGCUGGCGGCAGGCUGUGUUUCGGGCUAAAAUGCAUUUUUCCAUACCCGAAACGGAGGUUCGUUCGGGAGAAAAUGGAUCAACCUAUGUGGCCUACAACAUCCAUGUCAAUGGCGUGCUGCACUGCCGGGUACGCUACAGUCAACUGCUUGGGCUCCAUGAACAGUUAAAGAAAGAAUAUGGCAGCAAUAUGGCCCCAAAGAAGAUCUUCACACUGACUCCUGCUGAGGUCGAACAGAGAAGAGAACAGCUGGAGAAAUACAUGCAGGCUGUGCGUCAGGAUCCCUUGCUUGGUGCCAGUGAGAUAUUCAAUAGCUUCUUAAGAAAAGCACAGCAGGAGACACAGCAGAUUCCCACAGAAGACGUGGCUCUAGACAUCUGCCUCUCCAACGGUCAGAAGGUUACAGUCAACAUUCUGACCUCAGAUCAGACGGAGGAUGUGCUUGAUGCUGUUGCAACAAAGCUCGACCUACCAGAUGAACUCGUCGGUUAUUUCAGUCUCUUUCUCAUCCGUGAGGGUGUAGACGGAGGUUUAACAUUUGUGCGGAAGCUGCAGGAGUUUGAACUGCCUUACGUAUCCAUUACCAGCUUGCGGAGCUCUGAAUUUCGCAUACUGCUACGGAAAAGCUACUGGGACAUGGCAUACGAUGGUGACUUGAUGGACAACAGAGUUGGCCUGAAUUUGCUAUACGCCCAGACAGUGUCUGACAUUGACCGAGGCUGGAUACUCGUCAGCAAAGACCAGCACAGGCAGCUCAAAUCCUUGCAGGAGAAAGGCUCCAAGAAAGAGUUCAUCCAUCUAGGUCAGACACUCAAAUAUUAUGGCUAUAUAAAGUUUGACCCGUGUAUUACCGACUUCCCUGAGAAGGGCUGCCAAGUUAUCGUCAGUGCCGGCAACAGUGAACUCAACUUCCAUGUCAAGCUGCCCAAUGAGCAGAUGAAGGAGGGAAGCUUCAAGGUCACACGCAUGAGGUGUUGGCGAGUCACAUCUUCGCAAGUGCCAAUGGCAAACGGCACAACCAAUUCCUGCAGCUCAGUCAAGUGCGAGGUCAAGCUGGAGCUAGCCUUUGAGUACCUGAUGAGCAAGGACCGCCUCCAGUGGGUCACCAUCACCAGUCAACAGGCUAUCAUGAUGAGUAUCUGCCUUCAGUCUAUGGUGGAUGAAUUAAUGGUGAAGAAGUCGGGUGGCAGCAUAAAAAAGAUGCUGAGGAAACGACACAAUGGCUCCAUCCACCGGUCUGACAGUCAGCAAGCUGUGAAAUCGCCCCCUCUACUGGAUUCCCCCGACCCGAACCGUGAACAGACUGUCAAACUCUCAACCAAGCUGAGCUCCAUGUCCCUCCGAGGCAUCUCUGCUUCCAACUCAGCAAAUGACAUCAGUGGCAAUGAUUUCCAUGGCAACUAUGCUUUCGAGGGAAUCGGUGAUGAUGACCUGUAACCCCCUGAUUCAACCUGCUCCCCUCUUCAUUCCGCUGUCGAGAACUGGGACGACAAAGAUUGCGAGCUGAGCUGAGCGGACCCCACACACACACACGUCUCUGAUUCUGCAAGAUUGUAGCUUCUUCCUGGAGAAAUCGCUGCCUUAAGGUUUUUUUUUUAAAUCUCUGACAGUAUCCUUCCUGUUGGAUUCUAAAAGCUUAUCUUGAUUUGUAUCUUAGUUACAAUCAUCAUAUUCACUUGAAUGGUGGUUCUUAUGUUAUUAGCUUGUGACAACAUACAGUAAAUAGCAUGUAAAGCUACAGGUACUCAAAUAGGUUCUGUAUGUGACUGACAAAUUCAGAUUUAUUCACAAGGUUUGAGCAACAGUAUGUGUGAAGUUCUAUAAUGCAGUUAAAAUUCUGAGUACAGUAUAAAUUAAUAUAUUGUGAACUCCAUGAAGAAAAUCUACUAGGUCCUGGAUUCUCCCCCCAGUGGCUGCAUGUUGCUUUCACAUGAUUGGAUCUGGCUCCUGUGAUAAUACAGCAGAGCUGGACAUGGCUAGUUCUCAAAAUGACUCAGUGAACAUGUUGUAAUUGAUCUCAGAACUAUAGACUAUUCAGUGCACCUGCUUACUUACAUUGAUGAUCAGUAUUUGGCUUGGCUAUACACCAAAUUGUCAUGUUUGUAUACUUUUAGUGAUCCUCUGUGUAUCGUGAUAUUCAUGUGCCAAGUCAGUCAGCAUCUUAGCGAAGAUGCAUGUGGUGUUUUCAGCUUAAGUUUGAAGCACAUUUGCUCAUACUGCCUUCACAAAUAGCCUUGACUUUUUUUUUUUUUUUUUGGCCUCGUGUGGUACUUUGUCAUUCAGUUCAACAUCGGAUGAAACUUGGCGUCAGCUGAUGUUACCUAGAAUCUUGCAGAACUUGAUAGAUGGUUGAUUUGGCUGAGCUGCUUGCACUUGCUAAACCCAUCAUUUUGCACAGUAUUACAUGUGGAGAUGAAUGUGGAAGCUUUUUCCAAGGGGAUUUGUAAACCCAUCUUUUUUUUUUUUUUUUUUUUUUUUUUUUUUUUUGUUAAACCAGUUUUUAAGGUUUGUCAUAAAAGCCAAAUGAUAGUUUACUAAAGCAUUUUGCACAAAAUAAACAAAAUUAUGACAGUGUCACUUUGUAUUUUAUGUACAUGCAAUUAAGUUUUCUGAACAUUUACCAAUAUCUAUCAUCAUAGCUUAUUCUAAUCAAAUAGAUCAAAUGUAAUCUAAAUGGACUAACAUCAUGUUUACAUCAUGUUUAGGGGACUUUUUAGUUGAAGUGUUUACAAAGUUUGCAUCAGAUUUUCUUGGUCUUAU
Monopterus albus (swamp eel) is the source of this 3147-nucleotide messenger RNA. It is a transcript of the gene snx17, whose product is annotated as sorting nexin 17. The record is from RefSeq and is a predicted model, not a curated record. Gene Ontology annotation, molecular function: phosphatidylinositol binding. NCBI's taxonomy places the organism in Eukaryota, Metazoa, Chordata, Actinopteri, Synbranchiformes, Synbranchidae. Gene Ontology annotation, cellular component: early endosome. Gene Ontology annotation, biological process: signal transduction; intracellular protein transport; endocytic recycling.